AUGUUCGGGGAAGUGGUUGCUGUUGGGAAACCAUCACUCCAUUCGCAAGUCACGAAAGGUUCUGAACUCUACAAAUUAAAAAAGAUUUUUUUUUUGAAAAUUAAAAAAGAUUUUUCAGCCGUCAAUGUGACGACCGAGGUGAUCGGAAUGUGUGCCAAGCCGAGCAUCACGGAAGAUAUGUAUACGUCAGCAACCAUCUUCGCCCUGUCUCUGACGAUCGUUGCCGCGCUUGUGGUCAUCUUCGUUUUUCCUUGGAAGUCCGUCAAAGACCCGUGGCUUCUGAGACAGAUCACUUCCCACGUGAUCAUGUGAGUUCCUUUCAAAAGUUGUCAAGAAUUUCUGAAUAAUAUCAAAGAGUUACUAUAUCUUCAUGAGCGUAUUGAGUGCGACUUAUUCAGCUCUGUUGUUUUUGCUAAUUCGAAAAAAAUGAAUUUGAAAAAUUGCAGGAUCUUCAACUUUAACGUCUACAUGUGCAUGGCCUUCCGACCCGUAUUCUACUUCCCUUCCCAUGCUUUCCGAUCCUUGGGCAUCUUCAAACACUUCAAUAUACUCGAAAAACUUGCGUGUCUUCCUGCAGUGGGCUUUCUCGCUUUGCCCAGUAAGUUAAACUGCUUUUUUCGAGAGAGAAAAAAACAAGAAGAAUGAUAAUUUUUGCAGUUAUCAACGAAGUCAUGAUCACGACCUUCGAAGAAAAAUUCCGGGUGGUGACGUUCAGCAGAAGCAACGGGAACCUGAAAAAGAACUACUUGCGAUGCUACGUGAUGAUCGCUUACAUAAUUGCGACGGUUGUGCAACUCCUAUUUUACGGCGAAUUCUCGACACCUGAGCGAAUGAAGCAGGUUGGUAUUGAAGUGAGUUUGAAGAAAUUGGUUCGAAGUGAUUACGCGAAAUUUCAAGGAAAUCGGCUGUAAUAUGACGGGACAGAUCCCGAAGGACGUCAUCUUCCUCAACAACCAGCGGGGCUUCUACUUUUGGUUCAGCGUGUUCUACAUUUCCUAUCAAAACUUCGUGCCGUUGUGGCUCCUCUACCGUGCUAGCCGAAUCGUCCAAAACUUGGGUACGGAACACCGCUUCAUUCUCAGAAGAAACAUUGGUCACCUGGUUAUCUUCAACAUUCAGGUCGGUUUUCCUUUGGUCCGGAAAGGGAAAAACGAUUUUUUAAGAUCCUCCUGCAUACCAUUUUCUGGGCUGCGCCAAUCACGAUCAUGACCUUCAUUCUUCUUGUCGGCCCCUACUCUCCAGGUGAUAGCCCGAUUUUUCCAAAUACAGAAGACUUCUUCCAGACACCAUGUACGUUGCCACGACCCUGAUCAUGCUCCAUGGGCCUGUUUCUAUCCUUUAUCUUGCCGUUGGCAUCGUCUACCCCAAAGCGCGGUACUACUUUAUUAUCAGAGGUACAGUUUCAUUUCUGACUUGAUUCAAUCUUUUAAACUUCGAAUUCAAGACAACUUGCUCAACGUGCGAGGUGAGGAGCUGACCGAAGAAGAUCUCCAAGAGUACCUGGACGAGUACCUUGCGAUGGGCCGGCUGCCCGAAACUCUGCCGCCUUCAUACGAAGAGGCCAUCGUCGCCACGGCCAAUGAUCCUGCUCCUUAA
Molecule: messenger RNA, 1596 nt
Organism: Caenorhabditis auriculariae
Lineage: Eukaryota; Metazoa; Nematoda; Chromadorea; Rhabditida; Rhabditidae
Source: the annotation of a GenBank genome assembly